AACCGCUCCUGCUGACACUUGCUAGCGUGUGACAUUGGGGGACCUGUUGGACCACUGGUGGGUUUAAACGACUUCAUUCGGGGCUCGGCUCGGCGGGUGCUUCACUUCCCCCGAAAAAAGUCUCAGCGGUCACGCGGGUCUGGAGUUGCGUUUGUUUUCCACAGCACAGGAGUCGGUGUUGACUUUAAUGCGGCUCCGUAUGUGAAGUUCGGGCACCGACUUUAGCGCGACGCUCGGAGGUUCCGCUCGUUGUGGAGCAGCAUGUACACCAUCGCCAAAGGUCCAAGCAAACUGGUCACCCAGAGACGCACAGGGCCGAGUCAGCAGAUCGAUAACAAAAUCAACGACUUCAAACACAAACAGACCCCCUGGAACAUUCUCGACCUUCCUGCUCCCAAAAUCGUUUUCAACCGACUGAACGGGAAGAAGUACCACCAGCCUGCGCCCGCUCUGACCCCACAGCUCCGACAGGAGGAGACGUUCACGCCGGCGCACGAGGAAAACGUCAAGUUUGUGUAUGAAGCCUGGCAGGAUGUGCCGCAGACAACUGUCCACUACGAAGACGACACUCCUGGACCAAACAAUUUCCAACCAAUCGACUUGGACGAGUGGUGGGCCCAGCGCUUCCUGGCCAACAUAGACAAGCUCUCCUGACCUCCCCUGGAACACCUGGACACUAGUGAUGGUCACCAGCUGCGGACCAGGACCGCCUGAGACCAGCAGGGGGCGCAGCGGCCGCCCAACUGACUGAUGGUCAGCGGGGCACAAUGAACUCGAAUCGUGCGGCACUGGAGCUUCUGCGGCUUUGUCCCGAGGCAGUUUCUUGGACACGACAGCUCCGUCACUUCCAUGCAGUAAAU
Molecule: messenger RNA, 860 nt
Organism: Synchiropus splendidus (mandarinfish)
Lineage: Eukaryota; Metazoa; Chordata; Actinopteri; Syngnathiformes; Callionymidae
Product: MAPK regulated corepressor interacting protein 2-like
Exons: 5
Coding region: 262-654 (130 amino acids)
Source: RefSeq, a predicted model, not a curated record